This is a messenger RNA of Aspergillus bombycis, 1593 nucleotides long. RefSeq names its product putative cytochrome P450 oxygenase. Bases 1 to 1593 code for a protein of 530 amino acids. The transcript is spliced from 5 exons. The record is from RefSeq and is a predicted model, not a curated record. Lineage: Eukaryota; Fungi; Ascomycota; Eurotiomycetes; Eurotiales; Aspergillaceae. Gene Ontology annotation, molecular function: monooxygenase activity; heme binding; oxidoreductase activity, acting on paired donors, with incorporation or reduction of molecular oxygen.
AUGCUUCCUCAUUUCUCCGUCCUACAACUUGCAAAUGUUCCCGAAAUCAUGGGUCUCAUUACGGCCACCACCGUUUUGGCUUCCGUCAAGGAGCACUUCAUUAUCUCUAUCAUACUGCUCUUCUCUGUCGCUUUGAUUGUGCGGUCGAUUUAUCGUCUAUACUUUGACCCACUCCAUCAUAUACCAGGUCCUAAGCUUGCAGCAGUCACUCAUCUCUACGAGUUCUAUCACGAUGUCAUCCGCGGUGGAUUGUUCAUUUGGGAAAUCGAAAAGAUGCAUCAGGUCUAUGGCCCCAUCGUACGGAUCAACCCCCGUGAAGUCCACAUAAAAGAUCCGUAUUUCUAUGACGAACUCUAUGCUCCAGCCCACGGGAUACGAGACAAAGAUGCCAAAUCCGUCGAGAUAUUCAGUUCCCCCACCGCGUUGGUUUCAACAGUUAGCCAUCAUAAGCAUCGCAUGCGCCGGAAACUGCUCACAUCCUUCUUUUCAAGACGGUCGAUCGAGAAGAUUGAGCCUAUUAUCCACGAGUCGCUUUCGAGGUUCUUAGAUAGCCUUAUUACAGCGUACAAGGAAGACUCCGUCGUAGAGCUCAUCGACAGACUCCAAGCGUUGACAGGCGACGUCAUCACACAAUAUGCCUAUGGAGAGAGCUAUGGGCUCCAAGACCCCGAGAACAUCGGAAGGGGCAUUGUCAAGGUGGUUCAGGAAGGGACGGCGCAAAUCCACCUGCACAGGUUUUUCCCUCUCCUCCAGCGAGUUUUGCGAUUAAUACCCUCGUGGUUCAUGACUCAGGUCUUUCCAGCCCGAGCGGCGAUGUACGACCUGCUGGGUGGGGUAAGAAAGAAAUCAAUAGAGGUUCUUCGGGAGAAGGACACGUCCACAUCUCAGAGGAUGACCAUGUUUCAUGCUCUGACAGCUCCAGAUGUCCCUCCCGAGGAACGAACGUUGCGACGCCUCGAGGAUGAGGGAUUGGUCCUGUUUGCUGCCGGCACAGAGACCACAGCGACUACCUUAGGAGUGGCUAUAUUCCACGUCCUCAGUGAUCAAUCGACCCUUCUAAAACUUCGUAGAGAGCUUGAACAAGUAAUGCCCGCCCCGCAAAACCUGGUGACGUGGCGCCAGCUUGAAAGGUUGCCAUAUUUAAACGGGGUUAUUCAUGAAGCCUUACGCUUUUCUGGUCUAGCUAUGCGGCAACAGAGAGUCUCAACGACGGACGUAUUAAAAUACAAGGAUUGUGAUAUUCCACCCGGGACUCCCGUUAGUAUGCUCCAACAUUUCAUGCAUACGGAUCCAGAAAUCUUUCCUAAUCCCAAGAGGUUUCACCCUGAACGUUGGGUGCUCGCGGCCGAGCGCAAUGAGGGGCUUUCAAGAUUUCUGGUGACAUUCGGCAAAGGCACACGGUCCUGUAUAGGAAUGAACCUGGCUUAUGCGGAAUUACAUACUGCCCUAGCAGCCAUUGUCCGUCGAUUCGAUCUAGAACUAUACCAGACGACUGCAGAGGAUAUACGUUUUGCGCGAGACAAACUACUUCCACGGGCCAAGGAUGGACCCUGGAGAAUCCGAGUGAAAAUUGUUGGUAUCCGUAAAGAAUAG